AGGAAAAAGUCCAUGAUUAUUCUUCAAUCCAUCAUCAAUAACUCUUCGAAAAUUAAAUCAGGAAUGGAAGGAGAAAUAGGUUUACCACCCAAUUAUGAUCAUCUUCAGCAGGAGCUCUCUUUUUCUGCUCCUCAUGAAAUGGGGUAUUUACAGUUUGAGGAUCAUAAUCAAGCCAUCAGCUUUUUGGAGGCACCCUCACAAACUUCUCCGGUGCCACGGCGUCUUCACUGCGGUGGUGGAGGCAGCAUUAUUAAGCCAACCAACGCCAGCAGUGGUGGCUCCCUAGGGUUCAGCCAUAGUGAACUUCUGAAUCGACCUUCAUGUGCUAACGUCGACCAGGUAGGAACAGCUGAUCCCAAGGCUGUUAAUGAUGAAAACUGCAGUGGUAAUGCCAACGAGGAUGGGAAUUCAUGGUGGAGGAGUUCAUCCUUAGAGAGGAGAAAGGGCAAGUUGAGGAGAAAGCUAAGAGAGCCAAGGUUCUGUUUCCAGACAAGGAGUGAUAUAGAUGUGCUUGAUGAUGGUUACAAAUGGAGAAAAUAUGGACAGAAGAUUGUCAAGAACAGCCUUCAUCCCAGAAGUUAUUACCGAUGCACAUAUAGUAAUUGUCGAGUCAAGAAAAGGGUUGAAAGGCUAUCAGAGGAUUGUCGAAUGGUAAUAACAACGUAUGAAGGUAGACACAACCAUUCUCCUUGCGAUGACUCAAACUCAUCUGAAAAUGAGUGUUUCACCUCAUUCUAAUUAUUCGUCUAAAGAUGCAAACAGUGUUGCUUAAAGUUUUAUAUGGUGAGCUUGCAUGAAAGCUUGGAUGGCUUUAGUUACCUUUACUGGCUAUGCUUGAUUUGUUGAAAUCACUCAACAUAUAUACGAGUAAAUAUUGAAGUUUUGGCAUGUAAAAUUGAUUGCUUGAAGCAUCAGUUUUCACCAAAGUGAAAAUCAAAUCAGAAAGAUUUCCUCUUAAUUAUUUAGGAUGUGAUUACAAAAGGCAUCAAGUUCAAUCCAUUCCUUUAAUAGUGGUUAAUA
Messenger RNA from Olea europaea var. sylvestris, 1020 nucleotides. Its product is annotated as probable WRKY transcription factor 12. Gene Ontology annotation, molecular function: sequence-specific DNA binding; DNA-binding transcription factor activity. Gene Ontology annotation, biological process: regulation of DNA-templated transcription. The coding region runs from base 13 to 738 and encodes 241 amino acids. The record is from RefSeq and is a predicted model, not a curated record. The transcript is spliced from 4 exons. Lineage: Eukaryota; Viridiplantae; Streptophyta; Magnoliopsida; Lamiales; Oleaceae.